AUGUUUGACCACUUGAUCGACCAAGUAUCGCAGGUCUACCCACCAAAGCCAUCCUUUGUCGAAACAGAACUAUCAGACCUCCAUGGAAAGGUGUACCUUAUAACCGGCGCCAACACUGGUGUUGGCAAAGAACUCGCCAAAAUCCUCUACGCCAAAAAUGCCAGCGUAUACAUCGCCGCUCGCUCAGAAGAAAGGGCCCUAGCUGCCAUAAAUGAAAUUGAAACAUCUUCACCACAGUCCAGUGGCAAGCUGGCAUUCUUGCAGCUCGACCUCGCAGAUUUGACCACAAUUCCAGCCUCAGCCCAGAAGUUCCUCGGCAGGGAAUCCAAGCUGCACGUUCUUUUCAACAAUGCUGGCGUUAUGAAUCCAGGCAAAGGAUCAAUUACAAAGCAAGGCUACGAGCUUCAACUAGGAGUGAAUAAUAUCGGCACCUACUUCUUCACUAAACUUCUAUCGCCUAUCCUCGUUGAAACAGCCAAGUCAGAGAAACCUGGAACCGUACGCGUGAUAUGGGUCGCCUCAUCCGCUGCUGAGUCGCCGGCCGUCCCCAAGGGAGGCGUUGACAUGAAAACGAUUGGUAAGCGGACUGAGAUGGGUGACUUUACAAGCUAUGCUCUUAGCAAAGCAGGCAAUUAUCUGCAUGCCGUUGAAAUGGCGAAGCGUUUCAAGGAUAAAGGGGUAGUAAGUAUCGCCUUGAAUCCAGGGAAUCUCGAUUCGGAGCUGUGGAGGACCCAGGGGGCGAUUGCUUCAAAGUUCCUCAAGGCGUUUGUCUUGCAUCCGCCUAAAUAUGGUGCUUAUACAGAGUUGUUCGCUGGGUUAUCGCCAGCUGUCACAAUGGAGCGUAGUGGCGAUUGGGUUGGUCCAUGGGGGCGAUUUUUGAGUGUACGAGGCGAUCUGAAAAAGGCCUCUGAGGAAGAGAGCAAAGGUGGUCUGGGGACUUCCAAGGCCUUUUUGGAAUGGACUGACGAACAAAUACGACAAUAUGAGUAA
Messenger RNA from Trichoderma breve, 990 nucleotides. RefSeq names its product short chain dehydrogenase domain-containing protein. The record is from RefSeq and is a predicted model, not a curated record. The coding region runs from base 1 to 990 and encodes 329 amino acids. NCBI's taxonomy places the organism in Eukaryota, Fungi, Ascomycota, Sordariomycetes, Hypocreales, Hypocreaceae. The transcript is spliced from 3 exons.